Rhodofomes roseus is the source of this 1827-nucleotide messenger RNA. RefSeq lists its product as uncharacterized. Gene Ontology annotation, biological process: mitotic spindle elongation; vesicle-mediated transport. The record is from RefSeq and is a predicted model, not a curated record. Bases 265 to 1494 code for a protein of 409 amino acids. The transcript has 3 exons. NCBI's taxonomy places the organism in Eukaryota, Fungi, Basidiomycota, Agaricomycetes, Polyporales, Fomitopsidaceae. Gene Ontology annotation, cellular component: Golgi membrane.
ACAGGCAGCCUACUUACCGACGGACCGACGGGAGUUCUGCCGGCGCAGUCCCUCAGAUCAAUUCUCGAGCGCCACAGACGCCCACGGACCCAAAGAGGCACGGUCCCCGUGGGAACAGCACCAGUACUUCAUCUCCUCGCUCGCUGCCACUGCCCUCUUCCUCCAGGCCUCUGUAUCCCGAGUGGUCUCAUCCUCCUUCUCUCCGACUUGGGCUGCCCUCGCUCUCCCGCCCAACUCGCGACAUCUCCAUUUGGCUGGUAUCCAAUGGACGCAUCGCACUCUCAACACCCCCGGCCUGGACAGUCCGCCCGCGUCCUCCACUUCUUAUCGGGUACCCCUUCGCGGCCGUCCUCACCUGCCCGUUCCUCCCGCUCGCCGGCAAGUUUUGCAUCGGUGGAACACCCCAUGGACGAGAAGAGGAGCGAGAAGCCCCCGCUUGACGCGCUCCCGUACGCGGUCGGCCAGCAACCGCGGUGUUCACAGUGUCAGUGCGCUCUCCCGGAUUCCUCCCACCCUCCUCAUUCCGCGUCCCUCCACCCGUCGAUGCACUCCGCGCGACCAUCACUACCAUCAUCACUCCUUGCGACCUCGUCUCCCCUCGCUGCCUCGAGCUGGACCGCGACAACACCCGCCUACACGCGUCCACGAGGACUACGGAUAGUUAACCUACUCAAACCUUGGACUCCUAUAAUCUUGUAUGCUCUGACGAGUCUUGGGUUCCUCGCUGCCAUCAGCCUUUGGAAAGCCGAGGUCUUCGCGGGCCUUGACGCUCUCGCACAUUGGUUGCAGUCAGAUCUAUACUUAGGUUAUGCCGUAAUCUCUCUCCUCGUCUUCGUGACCACAUUCCCUCCUAUGCCGCUGUACUCAACCCUCAUUAUACUCUCUGGCUAUACCUUCGGGGCUUGGACCGGCGCUGUCCUCUCCUACUUCGCUUCCUUGGCUGGCGCCGUCGUUGUGUUCUGUAUCUCGCGCGCUUUCCUCCGCCAGCAAAUCUCGCGAUGGCUCUCAUGCACCGUUACGAUCAAGCGGGUGGUGCGGGUGGUAGAGAAGCGGCCACAGCUGCUCUUCUUGAUCCGCCUCGCUCCCUACCCGUAUAACGUCAUGAACUGUUUGCUCGCGGCGUCACCCAGCCUCACGUUCCGCACGUACUUCAUGUGCACCGCGCUCUCGCUCUUCAAGCUCAUCAUCCACACGACGAUUGGCGCAUCAAUCCACUCGUUCGCGGAGUACCACGUGAAGCCGGGUGCGCAUGCAAGCGAGAACAACCUCGGCCGCUACUCCUCCAUCGCGGGCAUCGCGCUCUGUGUCGGCGUCUUCGUCUACAUCUCCGUCAUCACGCGGAGAGCGGUAAACGAGGAGCUCAAGGACGACGACGUGAUUGUCGACAGCGAGGAGCGGAUAGCCUUCCUCAGUGGUGCGGCCGCCAGCACCGACGACCUCGAGGCGCAGAUGGUCGAGAGACCAUCAUCGCCUCUGCCAAUGACGAGCGUAUGAGACCCGGACAUUCAGGAUAUGGACUUCGAUUUGUGUUAUAAGUGGCCCCUUGUUACAGUAUAGUUCGCGUCGCUCGUUUCACGCAGACGCGGGAGGUCGGACUCCAGUAAUGGUCGCACGCCGAUUGGUAGUGCGUCGGACACUUUGUGUCGCUCUUGUACGUAUACAGAUAGUCAUACAGUAGCUACUUAGCUCGCCCUACUUUCUUCGUUCUUGCCAGUCGCUCGCACGUGUACAAGAGUCGCUCUUUUGCUGUGGAAUAGACAGUUGUUGAUUGGUCCGCGCGGGGGUGUGUUCGACACCCUCCCGGAGCGACCGACUUUUUGGUGUUCA